AUGUCAUCCAAGAUUCUUCUUCAGUUCAAAGCAGGACGAUGCUUCAGGGACGGAGCCACCAACACAGUCAAGCCAGAUGCCACCAAAGGGUUGGUCUAUAUGGAGGAGGAGGACGGCCUGUUGCACUUUUUCUGGAAGAACAGGACAACAAACUCAGUUGAGGACGAUCUGAUCUUGUUCCCAGGAGACGCAGAACUGCUGAAGGUCGACGAGUGCACAACAGGAAGAGUCCUCGUCCUCAAGUUCAAAUCAUCUUCACAAAAGCUCUUCUUCUGGCUUCAGGAGUCCAACUCCGACCGGGAUCAGAUCGUCUUGCAACAGGCAAACACCCUCAUCAACCAGGGCAGCGAUGGCGGUUUCGGAGAUGACGAUGUCAACAUGGAGUAA
Molecule: messenger RNA, 387 nt
Organism: Linnemannia hyalina
Lineage: Eukaryota; Fungi; Mortierellomycota; Mortierellomycetes; Mortierellales; Mortierellaceae
Source: the annotation of a GenBank genome assembly